CAGCUAGAUAUGAUGAAUUGCAAACUCAAAUAGAAUUGGUAAAUAAUGAACAUUUAGAAUCUGAAAUUGAUGAGCGUGAACGCAUUGAGCAUGAGUUCAUAUCAUGUUUAGCUACAGCAAAAAAUGUUGUCGACGAGCAAAAUCAAAUAAAAAGUGUAGAACAUGAUAAGACACGACGCGAAUCUCUUUUUCAAGAAGCUCAAUGCAGUCUCGAUCAUAAUGAGUGUCGUGUUAAAUUACCUCAAAUCAAUAUUGAGAGGUACAACGGAUCGGUUUUUCGUUGGCUUGAGUUCAGAGACACAUAUACUAGCUUAAUUCAUAAUAAUGAGCACAUCCCACCAAUACAAAAAUUUCACUACUUAAUUUCAUAUCUAGAAGGUGAUGCUGCUCGUGUUAUUUCUAAUAUUGAAGUGUCAUCGUCUAACUAUAACAGUGCAUGGCAAUUACUUUAUGAUCGUUAUAACAACAAGCGUCUACUCAUAAAUCACCAUUUAAAACCUUUAUUUAAUGUCCAACAAGCCACUCGCGAAACUGAAGAUUCUUUGCGCUAUUUAGUUGACCACAUAACCAAAAAUCUACGUGCUCUCUCUAGCUUAGGUCAACCAACAGACCAUUGGGAUACCAUUAUUAUUUUUAUUAUUACAUCUAAGCUUGAUAAUCGUACACUUCUGAAGUGGGAAGAGCAACGUAAUAUUAUAGAUGAAUUACCAAAUUUAGAACAAUUCAAGAAAUUUUUAAUUGAUCGAGCAUUUGUUCUCGAAUCUAUGCGUCGCAAUAGAUCUGACACUAAUAAUUUAUUAUCAGGUAAUUCAUCAACUUAUAAGCAUAAUAAUAAUAAACACGCAAUCAAUACAAAGUCAUUUGCUACUACUAGUCAAAAUAAAGUAUGGCUAUGUAUUAUUUGUAAUCAGAAUCACAAAAUUUAUGACUGUCCAAUUUUUAAGUCUAAAUCCAUUAAAGAUAAGUUAAUUGAAGUUUCUAAAUAUAAAUUAUGUCCUAAUUGUUUACGGCAAGGUCACCCUGUUAAUGAAUGUCGCAUGGGUCCCUGUAAGCAAUGCAAAAAACCUCACAAUACUUUAUUGCAUUCAAUUGACAAUACAAAAGUCAAUAAUGCGCAAAUACGUGAAGAAAAUUCAAUGGUUAAUUUCUCUAAAGAAGUUAAUCGACAAGUUCUUUUAUCGACUGCUCUACUUGAAGUUUUGAAUCCAAUAACCAAAGAGGCAACCAAAGUGCGUGCCUUAUUGGAUUCAGGCAGUCAAUCAUCAUUUAUUACAAAAAAACUACAUGAAAAAUUAUCACUAAAUUCAACUCCUAUUUCCAUGAAUGUUAUUGGCAUUGGCCAUAAUGCUACCAAUAAUAUAACUGAAAGUUCUAUGGUACAAAUACAAUCUCUAAAUAAUAAAAGUAAAUUUAAAUUAAAUUGCUUCGUUCUUGAUAGACUUACAGGAAGUUUACCACAAUUUUGUGUAAAUUUAAAUUUACCCAAACAGAUUAUGUUAGCGGACCCAACAUUUGACCAACCAGGUCCUAUCGAUAUGUUGAUAGGUGCUGACCUCUUUUGGGACAUUAUACUAUCUGAGCAGACUUCCUUAGGUCCAAACAAACCAAAACUUCGUAAUUCUGUAUUUGGCUGGCUGAUCGGCGGUCCCAUAAAUACAUGUAAAAAUAAUGAUAUUCAUUGUAAUAAUAUAAUUGUCAAUGCACCUUUAUCUAAAGAAUCAAAUGUUGACGCCCUUCUUACUAAAUUCUGGGAACUAGAAGAGCUUCCAAAAACUAUUUUAAAUCCAAUAGAAUUAGCUUGCGAAAAUCACUUUCGUACACAUGCACAUCGUCUUGAAACAGGUAGGUUUUCCGUAAGUUUGCCACUUCGAGACUCACCAAAUUGCUUGGGUGAUUCUUAUACUCUUGCUAAAAAACGUUUCACUAAUCUUGAGAAGCGUUUUCGAAGGAAUCAUUCUUUGAAAAUGGAAUAUAUUAAAUUCAUGACCGAGUAUGAAAAUUUGGGUCACCUUUCAGAAUCUCCUAUUAGAUUGCCAAAUCCAUCAUACUUUUUAUGUCAUCAUGCGAUUUUUAAAAUAGAAAGUGAAUGGACUAAAAUAAGAGUUGUUUUUGAUGGUUCCGCACCUUCGUCCUCUGGUUUCUCAGUUAACGAUUUGCAGAUGAUUGGCCCAAAUGUACAGGAUUCUCUCUUCUCCAUUUUAAUUCGUGCCCGACAAUAUAAAUAUCUACUUACCGGUGAUGUAGAAAAAAUGUAUCGACAGGUUGAAGUCAAUCCGGAUGACAGAAACCUGCAGUUAAUAUUAUGGAGAGAAGACGAGUCUUUACCUAUCAAAACAAUGCAACUAAAUACUGUCACUUACGGUACAGCAAGUGCCAGUUAUUUAAGCACGAGAUGCUUGUGGCAAGUUGGUGAUGAGUGUACUGAUGAAUUAAUAAAAACUAUUAUUCAAAAGGACUUUUAUGUAGACGAUCUAAUUACGGGUUCAAAUGACGAGAUGGAAUUACAAUACAUCCAAAAUUCAGUGGCUACAGAAUUGAAUAAAGGAUGUUUUAAUUUACGUAAAUACAAAUCUAAUUUACCCAAUAUUAUUCAAAAUUCUUCCAACAUUGCUUCUCAGGGUAACCUGAUUAUUAGUGAAUCCUCAAGUACUCUUGGUCUAGGGUGGAAUCCUAAUAGCGAUACAUUACAUUUUCCUAUAAAUAUACCAAUUCCAAGCGAAACCAUAACAAAAAGAUUUAUUAUGUCUAAUGCUUUUAAGAUUUUCGAUCCUUUGGGUCUGUUGAGUCCUUGUAUAAUGCAGCCAAAACUUAUGCUUCAAAAGCUAUGGCAGCUUAAAGUUGGUUGGGACGAACCCGUACCUGACAACAUUGAGCAAGCCUGGCAGGAUUUUGCCAAUGGAUUACCAGUUCUGUCCAAUUUACAAAUUCCUAGAUUCGUUGCAUGUGUUUCGCCAAAAUUCAUAGAAAUUCACUCUUUCAGUGAUGCGUCCCAAGUAGGUUACGGUGCAUGUGUAUACGUGAAAACUAUAGAUAUCAACGGUGAAAUUUUAGUUAAGUUACUUUGUUCAAAAUCAAAAGUAGCUCCACUAAAACCUACUUCAAUACCUCGCUUGGAGCUUUGUGCGGCACUUCUUGCUGCUCGACUAUCCAAAGCAGUAAUAGAGUCAAUAAGGUGA
This is a messenger RNA of Galleria mellonella (greater wax moth), 3176 nucleotides long. RefSeq lists its product as uncharacterized. The record is from RefSeq and is a predicted model, not a curated record. NCBI's taxonomy places the organism in Eukaryota, Metazoa, Arthropoda, Insecta, Lepidoptera, Pyralidae.